Messenger RNA from Aptenodytes forsteri (emperor penguin), 1206 nucleotides. RefSeq names its product SKI family transcriptional corepressor 2 (gene SKOR2). Gene Ontology annotation, molecular function: SMAD binding; DNA-binding transcription factor activity, RNA polymerase II-specific; RNA polymerase II cis-regulatory region sequence-specific DNA binding. Gene Ontology annotation, biological process: negative regulation of BMP signaling pathway; negative regulation of transcription by RNA polymerase II. The transcript is spliced from 8 exons. The coding region runs from base 1 to 1206 and encodes 401 amino acids. Gene Ontology annotation, cellular component: nucleus; transcription regulator complex. The record is from RefSeq and is a predicted model, not a curated record. Lineage: Eukaryota; Metazoa; Chordata; Aves; Sphenisciformes; Spheniscidae.
AUGGCGACCAGCCCGCUGCCCGGCCCCACCGACAUCUUGCUGCCGUCGCCGUCCAGCGCGUACCCGCCGGACCCCAUGAACCAGCCGAGGGCCGGCCACGCCGCCAUGAAGCCCAACCAGGUGGGGCAGGUGAUCCUCUACGGCAUCCCCAUCGUCUCCCUGGUCAUCGACGGGCAGGAGCGGUUGUGCCUAGCGCAGAUCUCCAACACCCUCCUUAAAAACUUCAGCUACAACGAGAUCCACAACCGGCGGGUGGCCCUGGGCAUCACCUGCGUGCAGUGCACGCCGGUGCAGCUGGAGAUCCUGCGGCGGGCCGGGGCCAUGCCCAUCUCCUCCCGCCGCUGCGGUAUGAUCACCAAGCGGGAGGCGGAGCGGCUCUGCAAGUCCUUCUUGGGGGAGAACCGGCCUCCCAAACUGCCGGAUAACUUCGCCUUCGACGUGUCCCACGAGUGCGCCUGGGGCUGCCGCGGCAGCUUCAUCCCUGCCCGCUACAACAGCUCCCGGGCCAAGUGCAUCAAGUGCAGCUACUGCAGCAUGUACUUCUCCCCCAACAAGUUCAUCUUCCACUCCCACCGCACCCCCGACGCCAAGUACACCCAGCCCGACGCCGCCAACUUCAACUCCUGGCGCCGCCACCUCAAGCUCAGUGGCUGUGGAAGAUGCCACGGUGGGAUUCCCCACCACGCUGUUUCCGUGGGCGCGCUUUUUGUGCUCACUGUUGAUAAACCGCCUGAGACUGCCUGUCUGCUCCUAGCCGUUUUCGAUACUGAUCUUAAUCAGAAGAGCAAGGAGAGUAAUCAAGUCAUCUUGCCUACGAAAGAGGACACCUUCUCAGAUAAGAACAAGGAGCAUAAUUUUUUCAUCACAGAUUCAGAGCCUUCAGGAGGAGACUUCUGGAGAGAUAUAGCAGGCGAACACACACAAGAAACCAAUUCACCUCAUUCACUGAAGAAGGAUGUAGAAAACAUGGGGAAAGAGGAACUCCAGAAGGUUUUGUUUGAACAGAUCGACUUACGGAGGAGACUAGAACAGGAAUUCCAGGUGUUGAAAGGAAAUGCGUCUUUCCCAGUCUUCAAUAAUUUUCAAGAUCAGAUGAAGCGGGAACUGGCAUACAGAGAAGAAAUGGUACAGCAGCUACAAAUUAUUCCCUAUGCAGCAAGCUUGAUCAGGAAAGAAAAGCUCGGUGCACACCUCAGCAAAAGCUAA